Molecule: messenger RNA, 1563 nt
Organism: Drepanopeziza brunnea f. sp. 'multigermtubi' MB_m1
Lineage: Eukaryota; Fungi; Ascomycota; Leotiomycetes; Helotiales; Drepanopezizaceae
Source: RefSeq, a predicted model, not a curated record
AUGGAAUCAGAUUCGGAAAGCAGCGAUGCCAAUGUCUGGGACUUCAGGCUUGCGCGCAAGUUCUCCCAUGCCUUCAAUUCAAGUUUCGAAUCCGAAUCCGAAUUCGCCACCGAACUCGACGUCCCCGACCUGGCACGAUACGAUCCCAGAUCAGAUGUCCCCAAGAACUUGGGGGACUUUGACCGACUGUUCAUAUUCCUUGGUAAACCCUUGGAUAUUCCCCCACCGACAGUAAGACGUCUUUCGACAAGUUCGUCUUUGUCUGCGGGUACGCUCGGUCAAUCAACGCCACCAACAUCCGCCCAGGAAGAUAAUGAGCUAGACGAUCUGGAAAUUUGGGACUUAAAGAAGGAGGUUCGAUGGGAGGACGAAAGAUGCCGGCGCAGCCUUUGCAACAAAGAUUGGUGCCCGACGGAAGAUACUAUAGGGAGGGUGGCUCUUGCGCCUACUCGAACACUGGCCGUAGAGCCUUUUACGCAUAGCAAUGGGUUUGGUACCGGCAAUAAAGGAAUACUCGGUACUCCUCAGGAACUUUCAACUUUUGCAAAGUCUUAUAAACCGAGCUCUAUACUAUCUUCUCGGAAACUACCCGUUGACCGAGCUUCCGUCAGGCUGUUCCAACCGGUAUCACCUCAGCCAAUCCCAUUGAAGCGUUAUUUCGAUCACAAUAUCAUUCGACCUCUUCAUAUUCUUACACCUGAGGAGCAAAAUACCCAGCUCUUGGAGAAACUGGCCAUGAACUUCCCAAAUGAGGCGACACAGAUAAGCCGGUGCCCGCCGUUAGGAGACACCAUGCCCGGCGGAAUUCACAUAUUCGUCGACCUGUCCAACAUAAUAAUUGGCUUUGCUAACAAGCUUAAGCUGGAAAGAAAAUUUUCAGAAGAGGCACGUGUGAGGCAGCCGCCUCUUGCCUUCCGUUCUCUUGCCCACAUUCUCGAAAGAGGUAGAGGUGUUGCUAGACGUGUGGUACUUGGCUCGAUGAUUUUUAAAGCGGACUCGCAAGAGAAACAGCCGAGCUUUCUAGCAGACGCUAAGCUGCUUGAGUACGAGGUCAAUAUUUUAGCAAGGGUGGCUAAACCCCGGCAAACUACAAAACCGAGGAAGGCGAAACGUGGAACGGGUUAUGGCUUCGUCACUUCCGGAUAUUCGAGCGCAUCAGAGUGCACAACAGCUCGACUGGUCAUGCAGGAGCAAGGGGUGGAUGAGAUUUUACACAUGAAGAUUUUGGAAAGUCUGGUAGAUAACGAGAAGCCUUCGACCAUUGUUCUUGCCAGCGGCGAUGCAGCUGAGGCCGAAUAUUCGGGAGGAUUCCUGAAAAUGGUCGAACGAGCUCUUCAAAAGAACUGGAAAGUGGAGAUUGUCGCUUGGUCUUCGGGCCUCAGUUUCGAAUACCGGCGGAGAGACUUCCUCAAAAAGUGGGAGGGGAAGCUCAAAAUUAUCAACCUGGACACCUAUUGUGAGGAAAUGCUCGCGAUGUAUGCCAACGUGUCUGGCAACACUGGUCUCUUGUGUAUGGAUGCAGCAGGCUCGAAUACGAUUACGAACACGGAUGAAGCUGCAUAA